GCAGGGGGCAGUGUAGCAGAAGUCAUUUGAUUAAAGACAGGAAGUUGCACAGCUUGUCUUUGUGUUUCUAAGGAAGCUUCUCAUUUAAAAACUUUGUGAACUUGUGAGCACAUUCACACUUUCUCUUUCUAAUGAAUUCAUGAGCACAAUGUCCUCCUGGUGGGGGUGGAGGUGUCCAACAUUUUCUUCCAAGUUUUUUUUUUUUUGGCCCAAGAAUUGGACAUUCUCAAUUUUUACUACAGCCACAUUUUUUUUCCUCUGUGUCGCCAGCACCGACUGCAUAAGCAGUAACAGAGUGUGUGUGUGUGUGCGUGUGUGUGUGUGCGUACGUGAUUGUCCUCACACUUUCUUCUUUUCAUCUCGACAAAAUCCUCCCAGCUGUUACAUCCCCCCUAAAGUGCACAAACACACGCACACACACACACACACUUGGCAGCUCCAUGGUAGACUUUUGAAUCCACUGUUGCCAUGGCAAUGCAGGAGCGCACGCUCGCUCACAUCGUUUACGUCUCCUUGCUCUCAAAGCAGCUUCUCCUCUCUGACAGGAAGCUUCUUCUCUCCAUCAUCAUCUUCUUCUUCACCUUUUGUCUCCUCGUGCCCUUCACCUCCAGCUCGCUCCCUUGAUCCCUUGCUACCUCCCUUCCUCCCUUCUUCCUUUCCUCCUCAGCCAGGCCAGGCCGUCCACUGAGGAGGACCACCAGUGAGGUGAGGAGAGCACAGGGAGGAAAGCAGAGGGUAAACACGGUGGAUGGAGGAGGCGGUCAGGACUUGACCAGAAGAAGAAGAUGGAGACAAAAAGCAGGAACGUGCCCUCAGAGAUCAGCUUUCUGCCUCGCCCGGCACUGGUGUGGUGCGAGCGAGGCAUUCAGGUGCUGCUGACCACCAUGGGAGCCUUUGCCGCCUUCGCCCUCAUGACGGUGGCCAUCGGCACCGAUUACUGGCUGUACGCUCGCGCCUUCAUCUGCAACAGCACGGCCAACUCGUCUUCAUCGCAGGACGACAGCAGCAGCAGCAAGGACAAGAAGGACCCGGGGGCGCUCACGCACUCUGGCCUGUGGAGGAUCUGCUGCCUGGAGGGCUUGAAGCAAGGUGUGUGUUCCCAGAUCAAUCAUUUCCCAGAUGACGCCGACUACGACCAAGACGCUGCCGAGUAUCUGCUGCGUGUCGUGCGGGCGUCCAGCAUCUUCCCCAUCCUGAGUGCUGUUCUUCUUCUGAUGGGUGGUGUGUGCGUGGCUUCCAGCGGCUUCUACAAGAGAAAGAGGAACAUCAUCUUGGGAGGCGGGAUACUAUUUGUGGCAGCAGGCCUCAGCAACAUCAUUGGAGUGAUCGUGUACAUCUCUGCAGCGCUCAGCGACAUCUCUCCCAAGAAGGACGAGGACAAGAAAUGGCACUACUCGUACGGGUGGUCCUUUUACUUCGGUGGUCUGUCGUUUAUCCUGGCAGAGAUGGUGGGCGUGCUGGCGGUCAACAUCUACAUCGAGAAGAACAAGGAGCUGCGCUGUCGUUCUCGCGCCGACCUCUUCAAGAGCACCACGCACGCCAUGUUGCGUCUGCCCAGCUAUCGCUUUAGGAGACGCUCGCGCUCCAGCUCACGCUCCACCGACCCGCCCCGCUCUCAAGAGAACUCCCCCAUCGGCGCGUCCAAAGCCUUCAGCCUGCCGCCGUCCGCUCCCCCGUUUUCCGUAGCCACCCUGCCUAACCCUCACCACGGCGGUGGCAGUGGAGGCGGGGAUAUCUCCAUGUAUACUCUGUCCAGAGACUCCAAGUUGGGCAGCUUGGGGGGUGGUGCCCCGCCCCUCUACGGCACUGUGGACCGCGCCACGCUCUACCAGCUCCACAACUAUUUCCCCAAGGAGGCCGGCGGGGGUGGCAGCGGCGGAGGGGGCAGCGGCACGCUACCCUCCCAUUCUAAGUCCAACCUAGCGGCCGCCGCCCAGAACACAGCCCCACUGAAUAGUUCCUCGUCAGCCGCCGCUACCACCCCUCAGGCUCCGAUGUCCACCACUACCAUGGAGAGGGACAGGGGCAAUGUGGGAACCCUGGACCGACUUACGGCCAAGAGGGAACGAGACAGCAACUCGGACACGCUCAACAGGAAAACCACGCCAGUUUAAGAGGUCUCGUCCCAAUUUGAGCCAGCAAGAAGUCAAAGGAGGGCUAAGUUCUGUCCUCACAUUAGGACACCUAGUAGCCAUACGGACUUUAGGACACACUAUACACACUAAUGUAUUGGGACACUCCCCUUAAUUAAUCAGGGCUCAUGAGACAUUAUUGUACGCUUCUUACUUCGAAACACUUCGGAGAAACCCCAUUUCUGUCUCCAGGUCUUUAAAAGCCAUGUUUGUAUGAGUUUGAUGUGAAAGAAUGUCAGUGACCACCAAAGAACAAUACUUUGUUCUACUUUUUCCCAGAAGACUUAGCUGGCCCAAUACUUUUGAGCAUACAGUGUGUGAUCAGCAGCUGACAUGUGUUUGAGACAUCUGCCUUAAAAUGACCCCCUGACCUUCUUAGCAGGACCAGCAAGGGUCCAGACUAUGAAUAUUUAUAAUUAUAGUAAAUUUUCAUAAAUUAUUUAUUCAGUUUAUUAUUAUUAUACAUUAUAGUCUGUGUUAAUAUGUAUUUAAGUAUAUUUUUAACAUUGUGUCAUUUUAGUAUUAAUACAUGCUAAUAUAUAAUCAUUUAAUACUAAUGUUAUUAUUUAGCAAUUUAAAUAUGAAUUUUAUGUAUAUAUUUAUUAUUUUAAAUAGUAGUAUUCUUUGUUAGUAGGCAUCACUGUAAAAAAAAAAAAAAAAGUACAACACUGCCAGGUGACUUACUUCAAGCCUGUGAAAUAUUUGCUAAAUCACUUCGAUGUGCGUCGUCUUUUUUUUUUCCUCUCACAGGAAGUCACAGGGUUCUUUCCAGAAGAAAAACGCCUUUUUAUAGCGACUUAAUCUCUUUCUGUUCGUUAACAAAACAAGACUUUGUCGGACGUGCUGGACGUUAUGGACAUUUGACUGUUUUGGAUUUCCACAUUUUGGGUUGUAACCAUCUCCCCUCAUGAAAUGACGUGAUACUGCGGGCACUCGGCCUCUAGUUUAAGUACAUACAUUUUAAACGUUUAGUUUUUUUCAACAUGUUGACAGGAGUGUUUGAGCCUCAAAAGAAAAGCACAUUUUAAGAUAAAACUUCUGAAGCACCAAAUGAGGAACUCUCUAAGAAGCCUUCACUCUACUCUCUAAUGUACAAAAAAUGUACAUGUAGUGUAUUUUCAGUAUGUUGUUUCAUUGUUCGUGACUUUUUUACGUUUUUUAUGAUUUGUGUUGCUUUUUCUGCUCUAAGUGGACUUGACGUGUGCACAAAGUGUUGAUGGUCAAACAACUUCACUUAAAUUUUUUAUCGUUGUUUUGUUCGUUUGAUUUCUGCCUUUUUAUUACUGAGUGUAUUUUUAAUGUUCUGGCUUGUGUACUGAUGAGUGUAGGAAAUAGAAUUGAUGUUGAUUUAUUUAUUGGUGGAACGUAAAAGAUAUAUAUGUAAUAUAUUGAUUGUGUGUCAUGUGACGUCAGUGCUGAGAAAUAGAGCUUUUUGUUAAAGCUUUUUGCCUCCGAAGCAGUGAUGAUAUAAACAUUUUAACAUAAACGCCAGCUCCUUUUCCCAACACACCACAUAUAUGAAAUUAGAACAAUAAAAGAAAGCAAUACGAAAUAGUGGUCGGAAUAUCAAAUACAUAUAUAGACAUAUAUACAGGUAUACAGUAGAUAUAUUCAAUAAAACUUUUUGAAAAUCCUUUGUGUCAUGCGGAUUACUGAAAAGAAAAAGGCUUUCAUACUUCAGGCCUGCAGGAGGAAGCAUAAACUGCGUAUAAUGGCCGCCAUCUUUAACAGGACAUCCAUCCAUUUUCUACCGCUUGUCCCGUUCAGGGUCGCGGGGAUGCUGAAGCCUAUCUCAGUUGCAUUUGGGCGCAAGGCGGGGUACGCCCUGGACAAAUCGCCACAAUUAACCAUUUAUUUGAUGCUUUUAAAUAAUAAAAUAUACCCGAAGUGUCAUGAUCCGUAGUCUGGAUAAUGUUUAGUUUAGUUAUUUUCUGUUAGUUUGGACUCCCUUUGUUGUUUGUGUACCUUUUUGUGAGUCAGUUUGGUCACCAUGGUAACAUAUUAAUUUCACCUGCUGAGGGUGCCAGACGCACACCUGUUUUUGUUAAUUACUUCCUUAUUCAAGCCUGCCCUUGUCCCGUCAGUCGGUCUUGGUCCCUUGUUUGCGGUAUGCAACUGUUUCGUUGGUAAUUACCAGAUUUCUUGUUACCUGAUCCUGUGCUAGUGUUAGCAUUAGCUUCUGUGCUUUCGCCACGCGUUUCUUUUCGUCUGUUUUUGUACCAGUGUUUUGUUAUUAAAUCAUUCUUACCUUUUAGUUGUUGUCCGGAGUGUCUAUGUUUGCGUUGGAGGAACGAUCCCGCAUUAAAAUGCGACCCGCACGUGACA
Nerophis ophidion (straightnose pipefish) is the source of this 4457-nucleotide messenger RNA. Its product is annotated as voltage-dependent calcium channel gamma-4 subunit-like. Gene Ontology annotation, cellular component: postsynaptic density membrane; AMPA glutamate receptor complex. NCBI's taxonomy places the organism in Eukaryota, Metazoa, Chordata, Actinopteri, Syngnathiformes, Syngnathidae. The record is from RefSeq and is a predicted model, not a curated record. The transcript has 6 exons. Gene Ontology annotation, molecular function: channel regulator activity; voltage-gated calcium channel activity. Bases 786 to 2114 code for a protein of 442 amino acids. Gene Ontology annotation, biological process: calcium ion transport; regulation of AMPA receptor activity; neurotransmitter receptor transport, postsynaptic endosome to lysosome.